UUCCUGUCCCGCUUGGUGGCGGUACAGAUUUAUUUUUCUGGUGAUCUGUGUAUCUGUGCAGUCGAGGAAGCCAAGAUGGCAGCCAUCAUGAAGGGAACUGUAGCGGUAGAAGAUGUGAACGUCACCUUUGAAGACCAGCAGAGGAUCAAUAAAUUCGCCAGGAACACAAGUCGGAUGAACGAGCUGAAAAAUGAAAUCGAGGCGAAGAAAAAAUCGCUGCAGAACCUUCAGGAUGCCAGCGACGACCUAAUGAUGUUAGACGACGACUCUCUUUUGAUCCCGUACCAAAUUGGCGACGUCUUUGUCAGUCACACCCAGGAAGAGACUCAAGAGAUGCUGGAGGCUGCCAAGGAAACACUGGAGCAGGAGGUCAAAGGCCUCGAUGCCCGAGUGUCGGCGAUACUGCAAGUUUUGGGGGAUCUGAAGAUCCAGCUCUAUGCCAAGUUUGGUACCAACAUUAACCUGGAGGCCGAUGAAAGCUAAGCUGGGAAUUGGACAUUUGAAAGCUGCCCCAACUCGGACUUUUUCAUGCAGCUCCUGUAUCACAUCCACGAGCCGAACAAAACAUCCCCAGGACUCCGCAUGAACGGCUUCUACGUGUAGCGUCUGGCUUUUGUUGUUUGAUUCUUUAGUUUGCAAUCAAAAUCACAAGGACACCAACAGUUAAGGUAUGGAGGUCAAAUAAAUGCACAUCAUUUGUUACUUAUUGUAAUCGUCCUGUAUUUAAUGAUCAUGUUUUUUUUUUAUCUGCUGAUCAAACUUAAGUAAAAAAUGAGAAACAAAA
Messenger RNA from Gymnodraco acuticeps, 784 nucleotides. RefSeq names its product prefoldin subunit 4 (gene pfdn4). Gene Ontology annotation, biological process: protein folding. The transcript has 4 exons. The record is from RefSeq and is a predicted model, not a curated record. Gene Ontology annotation, cellular component: prefoldin complex; cytoplasm. The coding region runs from base 76 to 483 and encodes 135 amino acids. Lineage: Eukaryota; Metazoa; Chordata; Actinopteri; Perciformes; Bathydraconidae.